CUCUCCUUCUCCCAAUUGGCUACACUGGCUGUGCUGUGCUGUGUCGUCUGUGGUCUGUGAGUACCCUGUGUCUGUCGAUCUACCAAUCUAUCCAUCUAGCUCUCAGAGGCGUUGGAUGAGAUACCGUAGUGCUCGGGGCUACCGCCGGUGAUGUGCUGCAGCGGAUGGGGCGGGUACUGCUGCCGGCCCCUGUGGGCGUGGCCAGACACAGACGACACAGCCGGGGCGGGGGCAGACUUGGCAGCUGCACACGCACACACAGAGAGAGACAGAUUGAAUGCGGGUGAGAGAGGGGGGGGAAGGUGUGUGUAUGCGUUGGAUCGGCUGACCUUCCCAGGCCAGGCGCGUGUCCUUGGCCUUGUUGUAGGCCUCGUUGUAGCCGUGCUCGCUGACCAGGAAGCGCUGCUCCUUUGGCUUGCCUUUCUUGCUCUUCAUCGUCGCCACCCACGCCUCCUGCCCACACUUGCCGUCAUACUUGACACCUGCACACACAACACACACACACACACACACACAGGGGGACACACACACUCAGACACAACAUUCUGUUUCCCAUGUGCGGGUCUAUCCCCGCUCACCGGUCAUUUUCUCCACUGUCGUGUUGGUCUUCUCGGGCACACGCGUCGUACCCCCCUCUCCCUCUCCCUCUCCCUCGCCCCCUUCCCCAUUGCCUCCCGCACCCUCCCCAUCGCCCUCCUGCGGCUGCUCCGGCUGCUUCUGCUGCUUCUGCUCGGUCGUGGUGUGUGUGGCCGUCAUCCCGUCGCCUGUGCGCUUGGCCGCCAGCAGCAGGCCCCUGGCGCUGUUGACGGCGAGGCUGAAUCGUGAGGGGUCGUUGAGCACCUCCUCGGGGAUGACGAAGGCGUUGGGCCCGUCGGUGGUGCCGUCCUGCGUCAUGCGCACCAGCUCGAAGGACCCCGUAGACGACGACACACACACUCGCAGACUCAGACCAGCAUUCGUCUCCCCCUCCCCCCCUGCCGCUGCUGGUGUCUUGCUGGGCGGGUGGCUAGGCGGCUCCGCCAUGGCUGCCUGGGGGGUCUCUGGGCGCGUCUCGGCGGCGGCAUUGCUGGCGUCCGGCUGCUCUAGGUCGAUCACGACGUGGCGCUUGCCGUCCUUGUUGUGCUGCGACUUGGGGGUCAGGGCUGGGGGAGGGGGAGGAGGGAUGAGUGUGGGUGUGGGUUUGGAUGUGGCCGUGCGGUGUUUCUUGGGUCUUGGUCGGCGGUCGUCCUCGCUGUCGCUGCUGAGGUAUCCCGAGUUGGGACAGGGCUGGGAGGACUUCUCUUUCCUCUUCGUCGUCUUGCUGCCUUUGAUGGUGGUGCUGGUGGUCGCGGGGGUGGUCGUGGCCUUCUUGGAGGCGGUGAUGCGGCUCAUGUGCUCCAGCAGCAUGCAGUCCUCGUCACCUCCUCCAGCCUCACACUUGCCCUGCCCCCCUCCCUCCCCUUGGCCCUUCCCCCUCUCCACAGCCCCCAUCCCCUUCUGAGUCGUCCUCAUCUUGUUGGCCGUUGUGUGGUUGGUCUGGCUCGAUGGCUGCUGGUGCUCGGGCGGGCGGGUUGGCUGCUUCGACAGCCCCGAGCCGACCGCCACUCCCACAGCAGCCCCAGUGCCACCGCCGCCACUGCCACUGGCAGAGGGGUGGCCAUCCACCGGCGUGCUACUGCUGCCUCCGUCCCCACUGCUACUGCCAUUGGCGUUGGCCAGUUUUGCGUAGAUCUCCUCCCGUGCCGCACAGGCGUUGAGGAGGGCGCUCUCGAGCUGGUAUGGCGAGGAGUCGAUGGGCUGGAAAGGGCCGCUGAUCCUCUCGGUGGUAUUUGUGGGUGUGGCCUUGGUGACGUAGAACGCCUUGGAGUGUGUGUCCCAGAUGAGGUGGUUGCUGCCGCCGCCGGAGGGGCGGGAGGGGUCGGGCUGCAGGGCGUCGAUGGCCUUGAAGGCCGUGUCGUCUAACUCUGAUACGUAGAUCAACAUAAGUAGAGAGAUGGACGGCAGAUUCAAGCUUACCGUGGUCAGGCUGGAAAUACGGCGGAUUCUCGUCGAGAUCAGGCAGCGGCGGAGGGAUGCCUGCGACAAACCAACCAUCCGUCCAUCCAAUCCAUCCAUCCAUCCGCAAAACAUCCUCCCAUCUUCUUCUCAUCCUCCCAUCUCAUCUCACCUGUGUGCGGGUCCAUCCCCAGCCCUCCAAAUAUCCCGCUACUGUCGCCCAUGACGCCCAUCAUGUCUACAUCUCCGCCGCCAUACGGCCUCAGGCUGCUGCUGUACAUGCCGCUCGAUGCGCCAUGGCAGGGCUGGAAGAACGGGUCAAAAUCCGGCGCUGUGUGAGGGAAAAGGGCGCUGUCCGGGGGAGGGAAGCCGGAAGGUCUAAUGUCCAUCGUCAGAAACCAUCAAAGUCACAAAACGACAAGGAACGUUGGAGCGCC
This is a messenger RNA of Vitrella brassicaformis, 2411 nucleotides long. Lineage: Eukaryota; Vitrellaceae. The record is from the annotation of a GenBank genome assembly.